Mercurialis annua (annual mercury) is the source of this 704-nucleotide messenger RNA. RefSeq lists its product as uncharacterized. Bases 45 to 545 code for a protein of 166 amino acids. Gene Ontology annotation, cellular component: mitochondrion. The transcript has 4 exons. Lineage: Eukaryota; Viridiplantae; Streptophyta; Magnoliopsida; Malpighiales; Euphorbiaceae. Gene Ontology annotation, biological process: protein folding; protein import into mitochondrial matrix; protein stabilization. The record is from RefSeq and is a predicted model, not a curated record. Gene Ontology annotation, molecular function: protein-folding chaperone binding; zinc ion binding.
UGAGUUUUUAUAUUUCAAUCACAAUUCAAAACCUAUCGCCAAAAAUGGCUGCUCCAGCUCUUACUUACUGCAACUGCAAUUUCCUUCCCGCCACAACUUGUCUCCCCAAUUCAACCCGCAACCCCAUUUAUUCGCUUUUCCUUAAACCCAUAUCUUCAUCAAAGACGCAGCCUUUCUGUUCAUUCCCCAGGCUGAGAAUUUGUCAAAGAAAGAUUGUAUCUUUAUCGCCCAAACAUUCACGCGGGUUGGUGGAUGGCGGUUCUGAUACAUACCCGGAAGCGGAACCCGCUGCUUCUGUUUCGGAUGAGGGUGUAAUUAUUGAUACAAAGCUACCCAGAAGAAGCUUGCUUGUGCAAUUUACUUGUGGUCAAUGUAAUGAAAGAACAGAGAGGCUGAUAAAUCGACUAGCUUAUGAACGGGGGCUUGUUUAUGUACAGUGUGCAGGAUGUGAGAAGUAUCACAAGUUAGCUGAUAAUCUUGGUCUUGUAGUCGAGUAUGAUUUGCGGGAGGAAGUAAGUUCAGAAUCAAAUACGGAACAAGUUUGAUAUGUGGCAGUGAAUUCAGUGUUUGCACGUCUUUUUUUCCAUAUUUUCAUGUAGGAUUAUACUUCAGAAUUCAGAUGUUGUCUUUUUUGCAAACUAACUUGUAAGAAUCAAUGUAAAAGAAUAAUUGGUAUAAAUUGAAAAAAUACAAAAUUUUGACAA